Messenger RNA from Clupea harengus (Atlantic herring), 3403 nucleotides. RefSeq names its product calcium/calmodulin-dependent protein kinase type II delta 1 chain. The record is from RefSeq and is a predicted model, not a curated record. Lineage: Eukaryota; Metazoa; Chordata; Actinopteri; Clupeiformes; Clupeidae. Gene Ontology annotation, biological process: protein phosphorylation. Gene Ontology annotation, molecular function: calcium/calmodulin-dependent protein kinase activity; calmodulin binding; ATP binding.
CAAACCAUUCGUGCUGUGUUUACUUCAGAUAAGGUUUCACCUAGGGUAGUAAAUUAACCGAUAUACAGGCGUGUAUAGUAAUCUGGGAUGUUACACUAUUUUGACAGCCAGGGGGAAGCGUUGUACAGUGCUUACAGUACACUACAACCAGGAAGCGAGCGUCAGAAAAAGGAUCUCAAGCCGUGCCGAAGCGUCAGUAUAGGUACAGGGCGGCUCGUUUCAACUUCUUCCGUCAACCAUCACAAACCAAACUGUGUCAAACCUCUGCUCGAGUUGGAGACAGGUGUUGAAAGCCAGCAAGGUGGACAUUUAUUUAGCCCGUAAGAUUGCGUGCGGCGACUUUAAUCGGUUUUAAAGACAUAGAACAGCUUACACGCACGGGGAAAGAACCGAAGAGUUCUGAGAUUCACUUUUCGUCUCCUUCUCUCACAUCAUGGCUACAACAACCUGUACCAGGUUUACUGAUGAAUUUCAGCUCUACGAGGAGUUGGGAAAAGGUGCCUUCUCUGUGGUCAGAAGAUGCAUGAAGAUCUCAUCCGGUCAGGAGUACGCUGCCAAAAUCAUCAACACCAAGAAGCUGUCCGCCAGAGACCACCAGAAGCUGGAGAGGGAGGCUCGCAUCUGUCGCCUGCUGAAGCAUACCAACAUCGUGCGGCUUCAUGAAAGCAUAUCUGAAGAAGGAUUCCACUACCUUGUCUUCGACUUAGUCACAGGAGGAGAACUGUUCGAGGACAUUGUUGCCAGAGAAUACUAUAGUGAAGCCGAUGCCAGUCAUUGCAUUCAGCAGAUCCUAGAGGCCGUGCUCCACUGCCACCAGAUGGGUGUGGUCCAUCGCGACCUCAAGCCUGAGAAUCUCCUCCUGGCCAGCAAACUGAAGGGAGCCGCGGUGAAGCUGGCGGAUUUCGGCCUUGCCAUCGAAGUGGCGGGGGAGCAGCAGGCAUGGUUCGGUUUCGCCGGGACCCCAGGGUACCUUUCACCUGAAGUUCUGAGGAAAGACCCCUACGGGAAGCCUGUCGACAUGUGGGCCUGUGGUGUUAUCCUCUACAUCCUGCUGGUGGGCUAUCCUCCUUUCUGGGAUGAGGACCAACACAGACUCUACCAGCAGAUCAAGGCUGGGGCCUAUGAUUUUCCCUCUCCAGAGUGGGACACGGUGACUCCUGAAGCAAAGGACCUGAUCAACAAGAUGCUCACCAUCAACCCUGCCAAGCGCAUCACCGCUGCCGAAGCUCUCAAGCACCCCUGGAUCUGCCAACGCUCCACUGUGGCCUCCAUGAUGCACAGGCAGGAGACUGUGGAAUGCCUGAAGAAGUUCAAUGCCAGGAGGAAGCUCAAGGGUGCCAUCCUCACCACCAUGUUGGCUACACGAAACUUCUCAAGCAAGACACCCUUCAACAAGAAGCCUGAUGGAGUGAAGAUCAACAACAACAAAGCCAACGUAGUGACCAGCCCCAAGGAGCCGGUCUCUGCUCCGGCGCUGGAUAAACCGUGCGACCCAGGAGCUCCUAGCGAGCCUCAAACUACCGUUAUCCACAACCCCACUGAUGGACAGAAGGAGUCCAGUGAGAGUGCGAACACCACCAUCGAGGAUGACGAUGUGAAAGCUUACAUGUUAACCAUGAAAGCGCGUAAGCAGGAGAUCAUUAAAGUAACUGAGCAGCUGAUUGAGGCCAUCAACAAUGGAGAUUUUGAGGCCUACACGAAGAUCUGUGACCCUGGUCUGACCUCUUUCGAACCUGAGGCCUUGGGGAACCUGGUUGAAGGCACCGACUUCCACCGAUUCUACUUUGACAAUGCUUUGUCUAAGGGCCAUAAGCCUAUCCACACCAUCCUGCUGAACCCUCACGUGCACCUGAUCGGCGAGGACGCGGCGUGCGUGGCCUACAUCCGCCUCACCCAGUACAUGGACGCCAGCGGCAUGCCCCGCACCAUGCAGUCCGAGGAGACGCGCGUCUGGCACCGCCGGGACGGAAAGUGGCAGAACGUGCACUUCCAUCGCUCCGGCUCCCCUUCUGUGCCCUCCAACUAACAUGGCCUCCACACUGCUGUUACCAAGGAAAAACACUUCCUGCCAGCUGAGCAUUCAUCCUGCCUAUCCAGUCUCGAUCACAUCCUGCCCCCGCCCACUGCAAUUGCUCUACCCAAUGGGAGUCUUGUUUACAUAUCAUCACUGCUGGACUUAGAUUCUGGAGGGGUGGGCCAACUCAUGAUAUCAUUACUGUGUGUCUACUUUUUUGUUGAAGGCGAGAUGAUGCGUGUCAUUUUGGGCCAUUCUCAUAGCAGUGCAGUAAUCAAAAGAGCAUGAAAUUAACAUAACCCAUAUAACUUCCCAUUCCUAUUUUAAGUGUUGUGAUUAUUGUCAGAGAGCCAACUUGCGUUGUACACUUAACUAAAUCCCGUUCAGUCACUUGGGCAUGUGCCGUUCUUUCAAACACACUAGAGAGGGGGAAUCGAGGUUCAAAUUUCCAAUAUUGCCAAGCUCACUGACCACUCUUGUCAUCCGCACUGGUGUAUAGCAAGCGGUAAGUGAGAAGUGUGACUGGUUCCAUCCAUCAGAUUAGUGGGGACGCGCGUCAGAUAUCACCGAUUUCACCACAAAGAGGUAGUCGCCAGCAUAUCACAGUCACUGCCUGCAUUACGUCAUCAUCUUUUAAGAAAUACGACAUACGUUUCAUUUUACGUGCAAUAUGGCAACACUUUUUAAGUAUACAAACUGAAUGGCAAAAACAACUUAAGCUUGCUCAUAUUCUUUAUUUUUUUUUGCUUGUUUGGUUUUGGUUGUUUAGAGGUGUUUUGUGUGAAUAAGAUGAAUUGCUACUAUUGCUUUUACACAUUGGAGUAUUAACAGUAGUCUGUGAGCUUAGUUUAUGAGUUUCAUGCAAGUCUGUUGUGCUGCAUCUCAAGAUGGUCAAGCAAACAUGGUUUCUUGACAACAACAACAACAAAACAAAAAAAACUUUUUUAGCGAAGAGGUUCUGAACAUGCUUGGUUCCAUCAUCACAGCCGCACAGGAAAGAAAUACGUGUUAAGAAGUUAAAUGUUUUAACAGGAAAGGAAUGUAAGAUAGGUCUUUGUACCAUAUGCCAGAGCAAAGUCUUGUACUUUAACUUAUGGAAAACUCGUGGACAAGUUAUUUUUAUGGUGAAUUCAGUGAUUUUUCUUUUGUAUUGUUUUGAUUUUCUUUUUUUUCUGUAUUUUUAUAUUGCAAAACUUCAUUGACACUCAUUGUUUCUCUCCAGGUUGUGUUCAUCUCUAUUUUCUUCACCUCUGUUCCUUGGUAAUGAUAGGCACUGUAUGAGUUCAUUUUCUAUCACCUCUUUGGUCCCUCCAGACCUCUGUAGUCCUCGUAAGGUUACACAACCCCACUCCACCCCCCCCCCCCCACACCCACACACCCACACACACA